This is a messenger RNA of Peromyscus californicus insignis, 4090 nucleotides long. It is a transcript of the gene Ankrd55, whose product is annotated as ankyrin repeat domain 55. Gene Ontology annotation, cellular component: ciliary inversin compartment. Bases 534 to 1514 code for a protein of 326 amino acids. The record is from RefSeq and is a predicted model, not a curated record. Lineage: Eukaryota; Metazoa; Chordata; Mammalia; Rodentia; Cricetidae. The transcript has 10 exons. Gene Ontology annotation, molecular function: protein binding. Gene Ontology annotation, biological process: protein localization to ciliary inversin compartment.
UAACACCCACCCUUGUGACUGCAGACUGUUUUUAGUUGGCGGCACGGAAUCUUGAGCCUUGACCUACAACCUUGCAAACACCACUCCCCUCCCACAAGUCUCCGCUGUCAGGAGGGGACCACGGCAGGGAGCCAGGAGAAAAGCAGCGCCAGCGCACAAUUGCUCAGCAGGGCACGUGGCCUGCGGCCUCCCGCUACAAUAUUUACGUCCUAGUCCAUUGAGAGGGCACCCCCCCCUCUGCUCACGUGACCCAAAUGCAGUUCUCACUGCGCCAAGAACAAACACCCCGGACGCAGUCUGCGCACAUGCUCCGUCUGGCCCUGAGAAGCCUCACUCACUCAUUGAGGUUUCCAUUGGUUUAAAGCAACCUUCCAGCCGCGGAGGCUCGGAGACCUGCAGCGCCUUCCUGGCCCAGAUCCAAGGAGCCUCAGCCAGCCAUGCUGAAGCUGACUGACGUGGUGCCUGCAGCGCAUGAGACGGUGUUUUCUCCUCUCCAGAGCCCUGGGUGUUUUUUGCCGUUCUUGUGGUAAACGAUGAGGCAGGCUACCAUGGAUUUCAGCACCUCACCUGUGUUCGAUCAGCAGAAAGGUGACUCAUCUGAGGAAGUCGACUUGACCAUGGUGUAUCAGGCAGCAUCUAAUGGAGAUGUCAACGCUCUGACUGCCGUGAUUCGAGAGGACCCUUCUAUCCUGGAAUGCUGUGACAGUGAAGGAUGCACGCCCUUGAUGCAUGCGGUUUCUGGCCGUCAAGUGGACACGGUGAAACUGCUCUUGAAGAUGGGCGCCAACAUUAAUACCCAGGAUGCCUAUGGCCGCACCAGUUUAUGCCUGGCAACGUACCUGGGCUGGCUUGAAGGCUGUGUGAGCCUGCUCAGAAACGGUGCCAAACACAACAUCCCCGAUAAAAAUGGCCGCCUGCCACUGCAUGCUGCCACUGCGGAGCCCGACGUGAGGCUCCUCAUAGUCCUGCUGCAACAGUCCAGCCCCGGUGAAAUCAAUCAUCAGGACACGGAGGGGAUGACACCACUCCAUUGGGCAGCUUUCCACAACCGGCCUCAACACACCCAGAUGCUGUUGAAGAAAGGGGCAGAUCCCACCCUCUUGGACAAGGACUUUAAAACAGCUCUCCACUGGGCAGCCCAGAGUGGAAAUAGAGUUCUGUGCUCCAUCAUUCUGAGUCAUCAUCAGGGACCGUCCAUUAUCAACUGUGACGACGAGAGUGGAAAGACCUGUGUCCAUAUCGCAGCAGCUUCGGGUUUCGGCGACAUUAUUACCGAUCUGGCAAAAGUCCCUGAGUGUAACCUGCAGGCUCUGGAUAUGGAUGACAGGACACCCCUGCACUGGGCUGCAGCUGCCGGGAAAGCAGAGUGCGUCCAGUCACUGCUGGACUUGGGCAUGGACAGCAACCUGAGGGACAUCAACGAGAGCACGCCCCUGGCCUACGCUCUGUACUGCGGCCACACAGCCUGCGUCAGGCUCCUCUCCCAAGGAGGCCGACAAUUAAGCCAUCUUUGAUUGAAUUUUGCACUGUGGUAUAGAAAUUUCAUCCGGUCAAAGCCCAACACCAAUGAAGAGAGAAAUUACUGGCACCAAGAUUUUCCCUCUUCUUCUCCUCACACUAGGACUGAUUACCAAUCAAUUGGCAGGUUACAUGUCCCUCUAGGCUCUGUUCCAUGCAAAUCCACACAAGCUUUCCACAUCAGAAGUCUUAAUCCUACUGGGGUGGGGAGGGGGAUCAAACCUCAAGGCAACAAAAGGCCGUCAGAUCUACUGGGUUACUGUCCGAGAACAAAAUUCGGUUUCAGCACUGUUCCUCCAAACAGAGCACGUCAGUCAUUAGGUGCUGCACCCACUGCAGACUGAGACUGAUAAAGCUGACAGACAGCUGCCUCAACCAAUCAUUCAAUCAGCGUGCUUUAAAGUCAAGAAACUGUCUCACCCACCGGAUUUCAAACCAAGAAAACUAGGGAGUAUUCUUAAAUGCACUAAAAAGUCGUUUAUAAACCCAUAAGCAACAAAAUACCACUGCACCAGUCCAGAAACUAUUAUGAAAAAAAAAAAAGUGAAGGCAAUAAAUACAAAGUUUAGUCAGCUUUUCUCUUCUCUCGGUUGCUUAUAUAAUACCACUAAUACGAUACAAACUCUUGAAAGCCUUGAUUUCUUGUCCAGGCUCAUUAAGUAUCUCUAGACUCUCUUGUGUUGUUUCAUCAUUCGUACAUUCUGCUACACAGCUGCCGGAGUAACGUGGGGAGUUCCCAUUCUGGGGGGGACUCAUUGAUCAUGUGAUUGCCAUGGUGAAAGGGAGAUAAAAAUAUAUUAAUAAUUUAAAAGUAUAAAUGGCUAUAUAGUCCUAUAAAUAUGUAUGUGUGUAUGUAUGGACAAAGACAGUGAGAAAACAUGGUGGUGAAACUGUUUUCAUAGUGAGAAAACAUCCAUUGUCGGCAUCCAAAUUUAGUGCCGAUGUUUUUCAAACAGACUACAGUAUCUCAUUCCGAAGAGUAAUAUUGCAGUCCCCCGCUUGGCAGCCCGCACAUGGGUCCAGUUUUGAGGUUGAUCCCUAACGCAGAAAGCAUGGACUUGACCGGGGGCCUCAAAAGAGAAUAGCACAGACUUUCCAAAGAACUGGAACAGAACAACGCCUCGGGGAAACUCAGCUUGAGCAAGCCCGCCAAACAGCUGCCGCUAACCUUUUUUCAGUUGAGUUUGCUUGUGAGUGGAGUAUUGCUCACAUCUGCCACACCCAACCUCUGGCACACAUGACUUCCUCUUCCACUGGAACUCAAACUCAAUCUAAUUCUUCUCUGCCUGUUUCCUUUAGCAGAGUGUUUUUCAUAACUCUAUUUAGGGUUUUUUUUUUUUAAGAUGUGAAAGAAUUGCAAAGAACAAACUAUAAAAAUGUGCAAGAUGCUGGAUGCAUAAUGUCAGUGCUGCUGGACCCCCUGGGAUCUCUCACUCAGAGCAGACAGUUAUCUCUGCAGCUCCCCUCCUCCUCCUGCCCUGUGAGGCCGAACUCACACCUUAUUCUUCCUCUCUAAUGCCUCUGUCACUGAGAUGAGAGAGCGGGAAUGCUUUAAGCUAUUUCCAGCAUAACCGAUUGAUAACUGAAAACAGAUUGCCGUGAGGUCAUUGAAAGGCCAGCCUCUGGAGCCUCGGGGAUGGUUCAGCCAGUAAAUGCUUGCACAACAAGCCUGAGGACCUGAUUUUGAUCCCCAGCACCCAUGUACAAGCCAGGCAUAGUAGCCCCCAGCUGUAAUCCCAGCGCUGGGGAAAUAGAGACGAGGGGGUGUUUGUGGCUCGCUGGCCAGCUAACCCAGCUGAAUAAGCAAGCUCCAGAUUCAGUGAGGCCCCAUCUCAAGUAAUCAUCAUCAUAAUAAUGUUGGUCCAGAGACAUGGUUCAGCAGGCAAAGGGGCUUGCCGUGCAAGCUUAUGCCUGAGUUCUAUCCUUGGAGCCCACAGAAAGGUCAAAGGAGAGAACCAGAUUCACAGAGUUGCCCUCUGACCUCCACAGACAUGCCCUGGCAUGCAAGCACCAGCACUUAGGCACACCAUACAGCGUCAACACAAAAACACAAAUCUCUCCUCAAAAGGGGUCAGAGAUGGUUUAUUCUGGAGCCAAACAUGGAUGGUCAGUGGCCUAGCAACAUAGACUUGGGUUACUUCAACGUUCAUGUUCCAAGAUGAAGUUUUUAUAGAAACAGAAGAAGGACAGUUGUGAAUCAAGAAACCUUCCAGAUACAUUGAUGGAAACAUUGGGUGGUCAGCUUAGAACAGAGCGGGGAAAUUUCUGCCCUGGGUCUCUGGUACUCUCUGACAUUCUUAGCCUUUUGGUUGAUGGGGGCUAAGUAUCAGCUUGUUCACUCCUAAGGACUUACCUGAUGGUCCCCAACAGAGGAGGGCAAUGCAUGGCUAUUAAGAAGACUGAAAAUAACCUGGGAUAAGCUGACUCUGGAUUUGUAACACUCCUGAAGCUUUAAUUAGUUCAUUGCAGAAGCAUCAGUGGGGGAUGCAGCCUCUUUCAGAGAACUGUCAUUCACAACAAUAAUAAAUAAUUGUUAAAGAUUAAAUAAGUAAGGUUGACAGGCACACGCAUC